Molecule: messenger RNA, 1515 nt
Organism: Seminavis robusta
Lineage: Eukaryota; Bacillariophyta; Bacillariophyceae; Naviculales; Naviculaceae
Source: the annotation of a GenBank genome assembly
UCUUGGGGUGAAAGUGGGGAUCGGGCAACCCAAUGUAACAGCCUUGGACAGGUGACAUACUUGGCUCUCGCCUCUCAACAUGAUACCCUCCGUGGGACUACUCCACUAGAAAUGGCACUUCUGUCAGCACUAGAGAGACUUGAAAUGCCUUACAACCAUUGGUUUACGAACGUGACAAGAGUUCUCCCAACGGAGAUGGCUCAAUUACCCAGUUUGGCAGAGGUCAGAUUACAGAGCACUGGCGUCACAGGUACUCUUCCAAACAGUCUUGGGGGCUUUCAAUACUUGCAAAAUCUCAACUUACGGGACAACUACAUCGAUGGACCCAUUCCUACUGAGAUUGGUCUCCUAACAGACCUCAAGUACUUGGUGUUGUACGGGAACUAUCUGACUGGAACAAUCCCGACUGAGUUGGCCCAAAUGAAUUCCCUGGAGAGCUUGUCAAUCUAUGCAAACAAUCUGGUGGGGACGCUGCACAGAUCUAUCUGCUUCUUGCCAUUGCUACGUAAUCUCCGGUUGGACUGCAACUACAAAAUCUUCUGCCCACCCCAAUGCAACAACUGUGCAUGUGAAGAUGAACAAGGAGAAACAAGGCCCCCCAGGCCUCCACCACCAUCCCCGGCUCCCCUGGGCAAUGCUGACCUCGCACCAACAGCAGCUCCGAUGGGGCUGGCAUUGUUUCCCACAACAGGUCCUGCUUCCGGAUAUAUUCUCAACCUUCCAGGCUUCAGCGUUGCAGCCAUUGCAACUUCGUUUUCGCCUCAGUCAUUUGCCUACCAGUGGUUGGAAGACCAUCCUGACUUAUCGUCGAUAUCCGAACCCAGGAAGCAACAGCUUUUUGCCCUUGCAACAUUCUAUUACUCGUUUGGAGGUGAUGGGUGGGAUUUUAGGGAAAGGGAGAACUGGCUGAACUACGACCUGAGUGAAUGUCUUUGGGGGGACACUCGAGCACAAGCUAUCACUUGCGACUUUAGCGGGAGCCUCACAGAACUGGCGAUCUCAAGAGCGGGUGGUUUUAGUGGCGCUGAGAUCCCCCCAGAAAUGGCCCUCUUGACCUCCUUGGAAUCCAUCGAGCUUGAGUUUCUAGAAGACUUGGCAGCAGAUCUUCCAGGGCUCAUACCAGCGCAGUUGGCAUACUUGCCACUGCGAACAAUGAUUGUCAAGGAGACUGCUGUUUUUGGAUCCAUUCCAAGCCAGCUGUUGCUGUUGACAGGUCUCAGCAAUCUAAACUUGCGCGGAAAUGACUUGACUGGUACACUACCAACCGAGCUGGGUCUCCUGACGAAUCUUGAAUAUCUUACACUGUAUGACAAUGUUGGCAUGACGGGUUCAGUGCCGAGCGAGCUUGGCCUACUGACCUCGCUCCAGUUCCUUUUGAUUGAUAGGAUCCAAAUCGACGGCCCCAUCCCCGAAGAAGUCUGCUCUUUGCCGAAUCUGCGUACGAUCAGUGUCAACUGUGAUUUAGUUUUGGACUGCCAAGCUUAUUGCAGCCCAUGUUCAUGCUACAGCGAUUGA